Molecule: messenger RNA, 5110 nt
Organism: Paramisgurnus dabryanus
Lineage: Eukaryota; Metazoa; Chordata; Actinopteri; Cypriniformes; Cobitidae
Source: RefSeq, a predicted model, not a curated record
UAAGAGAAGAAGAAGAAGAUUUUGGUUUCCAAAACAAAACAAGGAAGUGUAGUUGUGAAUGUGCAAAGAAACUAAAGUGUUUGUACAUACAAACGGCUCAACUGGCGUAGAGCCGUAUGAUAACAGGACAACUAGACAGAAAUGAAAACAGAAGUGACAGCAUUUCUCUACAUUUAACUUGCGGAAGUGUAAUCGAAGAGACCGAGGCAAACAGUGUAACGUUACUUCCCGAGCAAGGUUUCUUCUCUUGCCCACCCACUUUCCCCCUUGACAUGGAUGCAUCAGGAGGAUAUUGGGACAGUUGCCUAAAUGAUGAGGACCUGCCUCAGAUGGAUGGUACAUGUGAUGCUUGUGAGCCGGACGAACCUCAGCCAGCCUGUCUGGUAUGCACACUAUGUUGCUUCGCGUUCUGUGUCAGCCAUGCAGAUGAACAUUCACAACGCUCUGGUCACCCGCUCCAGCCAUACCUUCCUCUAGACCCACAGCUAGAGAAAGGACCCUUGAGAGAUCAAGAGGCAUCUGAAAACAGUGCAGAGGGGGCAGAGGCUGCCGGAGGUGAGGAGAAUAAACUUCAGCAUGGGGUUGGCAAAAGAGACACAGUGACGGUGGAGAGACUAAAAUGUAAGGAGCAUGGACAAGAGGGGUCACUUUACUGUAAAAACGAUGAGAGGAUCGUUUGUGUGGUGUGUGCUGUGCAGGGAGAACAUAAGGAACAUGAGAUCAUUACUCUCAAAGAAGCAUACCUGUGGCAGAAGAGCAAAGAAGGCAUUGACCUUUUGGAACAAACUCAAGUAAUGGCUGAGAAAAUUAAAGUUAAAUGGACCUGUCCAGAUAUGAGUACAGAAGAACUGGAGCAGUAUGUGAAUCGGCAGUUUGAUGAACUGCACAGGCUUGUUCGACUAGAGGAGUGGCGAGUCCUGCACCUGGUGGAUCUGAAGGAGGCAUUCCUUACUGCCCAGGCUGCUGAAAGUAUUUCUGAGAUCAGCGUCCACACUGAAAAACUUCAAGAAGAAAUGGAUUCUAUCACUCAGCAGCUAGUCAUGUUGGAUAAAGCAGAGCAAGAUGGAGUUGCCCCCAAAUCACUGGCCCCGCUGCUGACUGCCAGAACACCACCUUCCCUUGGUGCUGUCAUAGAGCCUGGACGACUGGACCCUGAAGUGAGGCUGAGAGUAGGCAAUCAAAUGAGGGACCCAGAAGAUCAUUCAGUUGAUGAAGAGAAAAAAGAAGAUGCACAUAUGGGGCAUGUACCCUAAAACUAAUGGACAUUGAGACGUUCUUUUCAGCAUGAAUUAAAUUACACUAGUCUCAUUGUAUCAUAAAAAUGUAUAUGGAUAAUACUUGACUACCAUUUUUCUUAAGAAGGUAAUGAAAUAAUCAAACUAUCAGGUCAAAAUAGGAUGAAAUUUUUUCCCCCACAUUUAAGCAAAUAUAACAAUUUAGUCUUAUUUUCCAGAGGGGUAUUGCACAAAAGCAAGAUAAGGGAUUAAGCUGGGAUUUUCCAGUUAUCCUGGCUGAAUUUAGACCUGACUCGGUUGCAUGAAGGAAGGCUAAAUUAAUCUAGAUGAAGUUACUAUGGAGAUUUACUCUUUGCAGCUAGCCUGCUCCAGAGCAGGCUAACAACCAGGCUAAGAUUAAUCCUAGUGAUUAAUUCAAUUCAAAGAACUUUAUUAAUCCCAGGGGGACAUUGCUUUCAUGUUACAAUUAUAGAAAUGAAAAAAAGAAAAGAAAUAAAAACAUAAUUAUAUGCCCAUCAAUGAUUAAAAAAUUAAUAGAUAAGAAAUAAAAAAUAAUAAUAAACUAUAACCAUAUAAAAAAUGGUAAAUACUUCAAUAGUGAAUUGUCCCAGCACUAACAAAGAGGAAUUAUACAGCCUAAUGGCCACAGGUAUAAAGGACCUUCUAAAAUGCUCAGUAAGCAGUGAUCAGUCUCUGACUAAAUGUACUUCACUGGUUGGCCAGCACCCUGUGUAGUGAGUGAAAGGGAUUGUUUAGAAUUGAAUUAAGUUUUGACAGUAUUACAGAGUCCAGCUCCAGACCAAGUACAUAGCCAGCCCCUCUAAUUAAUUUGUCCAGUUUAUUUCUGUCUGCCACCUUCAUACUAAUUCCCCAACAGACCACUGCAUAAAAAAUGAUGCUAAACACCACAGACUCAUAAAACAUCCACAGCAUGGUAUAGCAGACUUUACCAUUUCUGAUUAAUCAGCUAGUUCCUCUUUCAACUAGAUAUUAAUGUGUUUGAGUCACUUCAUGGUCCUGCAUUAAAAUACUAGAUAUACUGUAAUUUAUCUAAGUAUGCGUACUGUUAUUUUAGUUAUUAUGAAGACUGCUGUCAGGGGUUUGAUGAAUUCAUUUAUUAAUGCAGAUGUUGAUAUAAGAAAUGACGGAUGAAGUUGAAAGGCGGUUUCAAUUAAGGACAUAUGUAGACUAGUAUUAAGGCAUGAGAAAUAUCUGACUGAGAGGUACAGAUUCUCAGGUGAUCUAAGAAAUGUCAGUCUAGCACUGAAAUCACUUCUACAAGACUGCAAGUAACAGGAACAGAUAGUGUUACAUUAGGCAGUAACCGUAAAACAGGCAUUAUUUUGUGUUACAGCUUUCCCUAUUGUCAAUGGAUGCAGUGGAUUGUACCCCUGUGCCAGAUAUAUGACUUUUUUAAUGUUAAAAUUAGUAAAGACGAUACAAUAUGUCAGCAGACACUACCUUAUGUGUAGAUUUAUUUCUGCAAUCAAGUCUCCAGCAUGCAAAAUGUUCUUAAUCUUGAUUUUCUGAAAGUGAUGGAUGGUCCAAAUUAUUAUGCACAUGCAAUUUUUGUUCGUUUUUUAAAAUAAAGUCCGUAAAUUUACAAAUUGUAUUUUAAUCUCAAUAGUUAUAUGACAGUGUGCAUGAUAUUCUAUUUAAAUACAUAAUUUGACAUAUUUAAAAUGUCAAAAGAUACUUUAAUACUUAAAAAAUAUGCAAAUUAUGCUUUUCCAAAUUAUUAUGCAAAAUGCACUUUAUCAAAAUUUAGUGUGUUAAAAUAAUCCACAAAACAGAUAUCUGUCAAAUGUGCUGCAGGGACACAUAAUGACAAAAAAACAUUAAAUAAUUUAUUUAACACAAGUUACAUAAUAAUAUAUGAGCAUAUUUUUGACAAGACUUUAACUCUCCCAUUUAUUAAACUUGUAAGUCUAUAGUUUCUGUCUUUAUUUCGCUUGAAGAUGCUAGUAUUGCAUCCCAGAGUUGAUGUUUGAAUAUGAAUUAUAGUUCUGUCCACCUCACAGAUCAUUCAUAUAAUGAUGCUUCAUAGACUCCUGAGACUAAGGUCAGAGGAUAUUCAUACUGUACCUUAAUUUUUUUCUUAUUUCAUGCCCAUAUUUAAAUAGUCAGUGUUGCUUUUUUUGCAGCAUGCUAUAGUGUAUUGUCCUGCAUGAAAGUAAAUACAUUUCAGAAGACAUGAUUCCUUUUUCCCAUCUUUUAGGUACCGUACAGUACAUAUCUUCCAGAUGUCAUUUUGGCCCCCUCAAGGGACUUACCAUCUUACUUCCCAAUAUUCCAGUCCAAACCAGCCUUGUUUGAACAUGAUGGCUAUUCACCAACAAUCCAGAAUAUACUAUUUAGUGUAUUAUGGCAUGUCAAUGAUAAAACUGUUUGAAAACUUCAUGAAGAUCACAGUAAAUUUAGUAAUUUUGGAAGCUUUAGUUUGGGGGUGGGGUUGAAAUCCAUUUUUAUGCACUGAAGGAUCCUAUAUUGAGGGCUUCUUGGUAUUACAGAGGAACCAGCAUGUUUGCUUCUUAGGAGGUGGCAUUUUUAUUGUUGCCUUUUCCUAAUAUUUUGCUUAAAAAAAUUCUUCAUUUGGUCAAAUCCUGUACAUAAAUCUUAAAAUAAUUCAAUGAUUUUGGUUUAGUUCCACCAAAUAUAAAUUGUUAUAGGAAAUAAAUAGCUUUCUUAAGAUAAUGCACACUUUUUUUGCAUCAAAUACUGUAGAUACACAUAUAAGUAGUUAAGUGUUUGCAGUUUCAUGAUGAAUUUUUAUGAGUUUUAUCCAUUUUUGCAUCAGUGAUUCUGUGAUCGAUCCUGUGGUCUGUUUAAGAAUUCCGUGAACGUGCACUUAUCCUAGCUAGCUAAACCUGGCUUGACAUAGCUGCCCGUUCUCAUCCUGGCUUACCAAUCGUGCAACAGGCUAAGCCAGGAUGGGCUGAUUAAACUAGGUCAAGCUGGGCCUUUUCUGUUAUCCUGGCUUACUUAAUUCUACUUUUGUGCAAUACCCCCCAGGUGUUUUUAUAUUAACCUCCAGACAUUUGUUUAUUGUUUGCACCAUAAUAAUUAAUUUUGUGUAACUGUAACCUGUUGUACACAAACGUGAACAAUUACACUGCUUCAUGUUCAAAGAAAAAUAUUUGGUUAUUAUAUUUACUGGUUCUCCAACUCCAAAUAGCAAAAAAAAAUACAAACCAAAGCUUGGGUCUUAGGAGUUUAAAAUAAAAUUUAGAUGCAGUACUGGUGGAGGGAUUUAAUUAAAGGUAUGUAAUUAAAUACAGUUUAUGGACCAUCACCACAUCAUGCUUCUAUGAUUAUUUUAACUAUUAAAGGGACAAUGUGAAGUAUUUUAUUAGUCAAAAUGAAUGGCUUUAUUCAUAAAUAUGUCCUCAUUGGUGUCAAAUUACCUCUGUCAAUUAUCUGACUUUUCUUUGUAAGCUUAGCAUUUCUUCUCUGUAUUUACAUUGAAUGGUUAAGUCCAAGAAGGCUUUGUUGUCAUUUUGCCAUAUUUAGAAACUAUAAUAGCAGAGAGGAACAAAAAGCACUAGCCUACCGCAACGCGUUUCCAGAACGCUUUUUCGUUCAGAACACGUGAAACCGCUGAAAUCGACAAGGAGAACGGUGAGUACAUAACGGCUACCGUAGUUGCAACACGCAUUUGGUAAAGAGAGGCACUAGAGAGCACUAUUUGUUUGAAUCCAAAAUACAAUUUCACCACUAGAUGGGGGAAAUCCUACUUACUGUCCCGUUAAACACAGUAUACGAUUAAAUGUUUGGCAUAGUAAUAGCUCAAUGUUUUUAGAUUAAAACAUCUAGGUACUGUACAAAUAGACCCAGUGUAUCCUUCUACUUUGUAACAGAAAAAAUAAACUUAUAAA